AUGACGAGUACACAUUUUCAGUUAGCCGUUGUUUCUGCUGACCAGCGUCUACCUUCACAAACUGUUGAUAUCGAUGGUGACUGGACUGCUAUCGAUUUAAAAAGACAUCUCAGCAAAUUUUAUCCAGGCGAGCCCCCUGUCGAUAGUCAGAAACUUAUUUUUGCUGGUCGUAUUCUCUCAGAUGACUCAAACCUGCGGAAUAUUAUUGGCCAAGAGUCAAUAUCAAGAACAGUCCAUCUUGUUCUUUCGCCAUCUGUAGCCAAUCAAGCGAAAGCAGCUGUGGCUGCCCAGGAGCCUUCAUGUCUCACACCUGAACAGAUGGAGCAUUUAAAACAGCAAUAUUUGCUGUAUUUAAGUGAUUAUUACAAAAACAACAACGAUACAAUUUCAAAUGAUCAACAUGAACAGGAAGAAUUUUCCAAUGGGGAUGAUGUUAUUAAUGUUGAAAUUGAUCUGAAUGGGGAUCUUGAAGUACCAGAAAAUGGAUUUCAACGAGUUGCUCGAGCUCUUGGAAUAGGUGGUGGCGCUGUUCAUCAACAAGCGAAUGAUGAAGGUGCAGAGGAGCAGGUUGAUCUCUUUGAUCUCGCUUAUGCUGUCUUUCGUAUCUCCAUUUUGAUUGCCGUCUGCGUUACAUACGCCUCAUGGCAACGAAUCGCCCUUGUCGCCUUUGUUGGUCUUUUCUUUUACUGGCGUAAUGGAGCUCGGCAAAAUGCAAUUCGACGACGUCGAAAUCCACCUGUCGCUGCUCCAACUCCCGUUUCUCCUCCCACACAGCAGAACACGGACACACAGAAUUCCGAGGUCCAUAGUAAUACAACCACAUCCGGGGCCGCUACUGAAGGUGAUGACGUUGGCCAGCUUUCAUCUUCUACAGAAACCCCUCAGCAGGAACAACAAGGGCCUCCAACUCGUAUUCGGCAGAUUGCUCAAGCUCUUAGAGGAGCUGGCGAGACAUCCUAUCGUCUGGUCUACGCCAUUUUUGAUUCUCUGGUGCCUGAAUUACCCGCGCGCAUUGAUUAA
Messenger RNA from Rodentolepis nana, 1020 nucleotides. Lineage: Eukaryota; Metazoa; Platyhelminthes; Cestoda; Cyclophyllidea; Hymenolepididae. The record is from the annotation of a GenBank genome assembly.